AUCGGUUCCCGUAUUCGGAUGGCCCUGAAAAAAGGAGUAACUGGCGGUACAUUGUUGCAAGCUUCUGGAACUGGAGGAUCUGGACGAUUCCGCUUGGCUGACAAAGCUGAGCCAAAGCCCAAGAUAUCUGCGGCCAAAAAAUCCUCAGCCACUGGAGCUGCUAAGCCCAAGAAGUCCUCUUCCACAAAGCCAAAGAAAGCUACUGGUACCAAGACGAAAAAGGCAUCUGGAUCCAGCUCCACCCCAAAGAAGACCAAGUCCGCAUCAUCUGCAUCCAAGCCUAAAUCUCCCAAGAAGAAAUCCACAGCAUCCAAGUCAAAGACCACAAAAUCCUCCCCCAAGAAGAAGGCCUCAUCACCCAAGAAGAAGUCCACAACCGCCAAGAAAUCCACGAAGCCCAAGACCCCCAAAAAGCCAUCGGCUAAAAAAGCCACCACCAAGGCCUAA
Molecule: messenger RNA, 447 nt
Organism: Cylicostephanus goldi
Lineage: Eukaryota; Metazoa; Nematoda; Chromadorea; Rhabditida; Strongylidae
Source: the annotation of a GenBank genome assembly